CUUGUCUUUAGUCUUCAUGAUCUCUACUCAUUGAUCAACAUUUUCAUUUUUAUCUUAAUGAACUACUCAUGUUUAUAAUAUAUUUUUCGUUGUAUUGCAAGAUAAAUAUAAAAUUCAAAACAGAUAAUAAAAUUAUUUAAUUAAGCGGGAUAAUAUAUUGGAAUGAAAAAGAAAUAUAAUUUAAAUGCGCGAUAUAUGCUGUUAUUUUUCAGCGACAAUUACCGAUAAUGUUGAAUCAUCAAUUAUCUGUAGUCGAUGAUACAAACCCUAAUGAUUACAUCCCCCAACUCUGACACGUGCGAUGACACUUAUGCAAUAUAACCUCAAAUCGAGAAAUGACAAUUGUAGAGAAACGCUGAACAUUUCAUCACUCAAAACCAAAAAGAAAAGAGAAAAAGGAUGGCAGCUGGAGAGAAACAAACUGCAAAUGAAAAAGUCAAACCGGUAUUUUGUGAAUUGUCUGCUAAUGACUUAGAACCAGAAGUUACGCAGAUCGAAAGCUUGUGUAUAGAGUGCGGCAAAAACGGAGUUACCAGGCUGCUGUUAACAAAAAUUCCAUAUUACAAAGAUGUGGUACUUAUGUCGUUUGAGUGUGAGCAUUGCGGUUAUCAAAACAAUGAGAUACAAAGUGGUGGGAAGAUCAUGGAAAGAGGAAUUAAAAUAACGUUACAAGCAGUAACGCCACAGGAUCUAAAUCGUCAAGUAGUUAAGUCCGAUUACACUAGCAUCCAUAUUCCUCAUUUAGAUUUUGAAAUUCCUGCACAAUCCCAAAAAGGUGAAAUUACAACGGUAGAAGGAAUUAUCGAUAGAAGCAUUAAUGCUUUGGAGCAGGAUCAAUCUAGGCGUCAAGAAGAAUUUCCAGACACUGCGGUUGAGAUAGAUUUAUUUAUUAGCAAAUUACAUUCGUUGAAAAUACUAGACGAACCAUUCACUAUAAUGUUUGAGGAUAUCUCGGGAAACUGUCAUGUGGAAAAUCCAAAAGCACCAGUCAAGGAUACUCAGUGUAAUAUAAUGUAUUUCAAAAGAACGAAAAAGCAAAAUCAAACGCUGGGAAUUUACUUGGACAAUGAGGAUGUUUUACUGAAACCUAUACAGGAAGGCGAAUAUCCCUUGGAACAAAUCGAGGGCGAAGUAUUGUCGUUUCCUACCAAUUGCCCAGAUUGCAAUAGCCCUUGUGAAACAAACAUGAAACUGACAAAUAUACCACACUUCAAAGAAGUCGUUAUAAUGGCUACAUUCUGUGAAUCCUGUGGUCAUAGAACUAACGAAGUAAAGAGCGGAGGUGGAAUCGAACCUCAAGGGGUCCGAAUUGAAGUAAUGAUAACGGGUAAGGAAGAUUUUAGUCGCGAUUUGCUGAAAUCGGAAACCUGUGACAUGGAGAUACCCGAGCUCGAGCUGGAAGUCGGUCCGGCUGUCUUGGGCGGUCGAUUCACUACCGUCGAAGGAAUCAUAGCAGCGAUGAAGGAACAAUUAUCUUCAUCUACGGCUCUUACUGGAGACAGCAGUGACUCGGAAACCGUAGGAAGGAUGGAGGCGUUUAUCGCUCAGCUAGGAGAAAUUUUAGACGGUCAAAGGAAAGUGACUCUGAUUUUGGACGACCCAGCUGGAAAUAGCUACGUGCAAAGCCUGUGCGAGGAGGGGCCCGACGAAAGAUUAAGUAUCGCGAAGUACGAUAGAAGUUACGAGCAGAACGAGGAGCUUGGGCUCAACGACAUGAAAGUCGAGAACUAUUAAAUUCCUAUUAAAAUAGACAAACAUGUACUUCAGAAGUAUCUUUAAGAGUACAAACAUCAUCAAAGUACAUCCAGAGAAGAGAAAUGGAUGAAAUUUUCGUCGCAUUAAAUUAUCAUUGUCGCUGUAACAAAACUCUUAUUGUUGGUGCAAGGACAUGGUGCAAAUACAAAUUUUAUAUCAUUUUCAUCG
Ooceraea biroi (clonal raider ant) is the source of this 1923-nucleotide messenger RNA. RefSeq names its product zinc finger protein Zpr1 (gene Zpr1). Gene Ontology annotation, cellular component: nucleus. Gene Ontology annotation, molecular function: zinc ion binding. NCBI's taxonomy places the organism in Eukaryota, Metazoa, Arthropoda, Insecta, Hymenoptera, Formicidae. The record is from RefSeq and is a predicted model, not a curated record.